AUGUUCUCCUCUGUGAAGGCCUUUGAGGGGCAGCAUUACUCCACCCUCAAGAGGCAGUGUCUACAGAGUGGAGCAUUGUUUGAGGACCCGCUGUUCCCCGCUGUGGAUGAUUCGCUCUUCUACCUGGGGAAUCGGAUCGGCCGUGUCCACUGGAAAAGACCUGAGGAGCUGUGUGACGAUCCUCACUUGUUUGUGGACGGGAUCAGUGCCCAUGACUUGCACCAAGGGCAGCUGGGAAACUGUUGGUUUGUGGCGGCCUGCUCUAGUCUGGCCUCCCGAGAGUCACUCUGGCAGAAAGUUAUCCCAGACUGGAAGGAGCAGGAAUGGGACCCGGAGAAGGCUGACUCUUAUGCAGGAAUCUUUCACUUCCGCUUCUGGCGCUUUGGCGAAUGGGUGGACGUGGUGAUCGAUGACCGUCUGCCCACGGUGGACAACCAGCUGGUUUACUGCCAUUCCAAUGACAGCAAUGAGUUCUGGAGUGCCCUUGUGGAAAAAGCCUAUGCCAAAGUGUAUGGCUGUUAUGAAGCACUGGACGGUGGAAACACGGCUGAUGCUCUGGUGGAUUUCACUGGUGGUGUGUCUGAACCGAUGGACCUGCUGGAGGGUCAGUUCGCUCAGGAUGAAACUGCCAGAAACCAGCUCUUUGAGAGGGUGCUUAAGGUUCAUAAUCGUGAUGGCCUUAUCAGCUGCUCCAUCAGGGCAACGACAGUAGAGGACAUGGAGGCACGCCUGGACUGUGGAUUAGUGAAAGGCCAUGCCUACGCAGUUACCGACGUACGCAAGGUUCGUCUGGGACAUGGCCUGCUGGCUUAUUUUAAGUCUGAAAAGCUGCACAUGAUCCGCAUGAGGAACCCCUGGGGUGAGAAGGAGUGGAGUGGACCCUGGAGUGACAGCUCAGAAGAGUGGAAGAAAGUGAGCAAGAGUGAGAGAGAGAAGCUGGGCGUCACUGUUCAGGAUGAUGGAGAGUUUUGGAUGAACUUUGAGGAUUUCUGUCACUACUUCACGGACCUGAUCCUGUGUCGACUGAUCAACACAUCCUACUUGAGCAUCCAUAAGACCUGGGAGGAGGAGGUGAUGAGGGGCUCGUGGCUCCACCGAGACGAGCCGCUCCGCAACCGUGCCGGAGGCUGCAUUAACCACAAAACCACAUUUCUGCAAAACCCGCAGUAUGUUUUUGAUGUAAGAAAAGUGGAAGAUGAGGUGCUGAUCUGCCUGCAGCAGAAGGAGCGCAGAGCUACUCCAAAAGAGGGCAAAGGAGAGAAUCUGGCCAUUGGAUUUGAUAUCCAUAGGGUGGAGUUGAACAGAAAGUACAGAAUGCACUCGGCCCAGCAGAAGGUCGCAGGGUCCAUCUACAUCAACUCUCGCUGCGUCUUUCUCCGGAAAGAGCUAAAGGAGGGCCGUUACGUCAUCAUCCCCACAACAUUUGACCCCGGUCAGCAAGGAGAGUUCCUGCUCAGAGUCUUCACUGAUGUGCCUUCAGACUGCAAAGAAUUAACUCUGGACGAGCCUCCACAAACAUGCUGGACUGGGAUGUGUGGAUACCCUCAGCUGGUCACACAGGUGCAUGUGUUAAGUGCCGAGGGCCUGCAGGGCCAAGACGCCAAUGGAGCCUCUGACCCGUAUGUGAUCAUCACUUGUGAAGGGGAGAAGGUCCGCUCUCCUGUGCACAAAGACACGCGCUGCCCUAAUUUUGACAUCAAGGGAAUAUUCUACCGCAAAAAGCCAAAGGAAGGCAUUCACAUCGAGAUCUACAAUAAGAAUGUGAUUGUUGACACCUUCCUGGGUCAGGUAACCCUCUUUAGUGACCCAAAUGACCGCCAAGAGCAGCACACGGUCUACCUUAAAGACAAGGGCAGUCGGCAGGACAACAACCUUCCGGGGACGCUGACUGUGCGUGUGAUCACCUGCACCACUUUAACCAACAUCUGAUCAGAAACCAAACACCUGCAUCCCACCUCUUCACACUCUCUGCUUGGGUUCCUCAUUC
This is a messenger RNA of Danio aesculapii, 1987 nucleotides long. RefSeq names its product calpain 5b (gene capn5b). Lineage: Eukaryota; Metazoa; Chordata; Actinopteri; Cypriniformes; Danionidae. The coding region runs from base 1 to 1929 and encodes 642 amino acids. The record is from RefSeq and is a predicted model, not a curated record. Gene Ontology annotation, molecular function: calcium-dependent cysteine-type endopeptidase activity. Gene Ontology annotation, biological process: proteolysis. Gene Ontology annotation, cellular component: cytoplasm. The transcript has 12 exons.